AUGCGCGCCGCCAUCUAUCGAGGAGCCAAGGAUAUCACGGUGGAAGACAGGCCUUCGCCGUCGCUGGAGGCAGGCCGGGUGCUUGUCGACGUCGAGUGGUGUGGGAUCUGUGGCUCGGAUCUUCAUCUGUGGGAGAAAGGGCCGGAGCUCUUCGGCGCUCUGACGAAACCCGACACUCCAGGGCCGAUGGCGAUAUCGCUCGGACACGAGUUCUGCGGCAGAGUGCGUGCCGCCAACCCGGGCUCGCGGUUCCGACCAGGCGACAAGGUCAUGAUCGACCCCCGCCGGCCGUGUAGGCGGUGUAUAGACUGCAACGCGGGCCACUCCUACUGUUGCAAAGCCCAAGGCGGGUACGGGUACAACACGCACGGCGGCUUCGCGGAGCAAGUGUCGGUCAGCGAGCGCAACGUGCAUCUGCUCCCGGCGAGCGUGUCGCUGGAGUUCGCGGCGUUGAUUGAGCCGUUCGCGGUCGCGGUCCACGCGGUGCGAGCAGCCGAGAUCCGCGACGCCGAUUGGGCGCGGUCGCACGCCUUGGUCCUCGGCGGCGGGCCCCUGGGCUAUUGCAUGGUGUCGAUGCUGAAGGCGGUCGGCGUGCGGACUGUGGUCGUGUCGGAGCCGGCGCAGGUGCGCAGAAACCAAGUGUCCAGACUUGCGGACUGGACGCUGGAUCCGCGCACGCAAGACGUCGUGGCCAAGUGCUCCGAGGUCACCAACGGGGUCGGGGUCGAUAUCGUCUUCGACUGUGCCGGAUCCAACGCCGCGGUGCCGACGGGCAUGCAAGCCCUGAAGACCAUGGGGACGUAUUUGAACCUGGCCAUGUUUGACGAACCCAUGAGCAUCCCUGUCUUCCUCAUGCUGUCCAAGCAAAUCACCAUUCGGAACUGCAUGAUCUACAGCGACGAGGACUUUCAAAGGACCAUCGACCUGUUCGCCCAAGACAAGCUCGUCGGCAUCGAAGAGAUGGUGACGGCUCGGAUCUCGGUUGACCAAGUGGUGGAAAAGGGCUUUGGCGAGCUGAUCCGCAACAGAGACCGGCAUAUCAAGAUCCUCAUCUCGCCUAAGAAGCCGGACGGGGACGCGUGA
Molecule: messenger RNA, 1083 nt
Organism: Cladophialophora immunda
Lineage: Eukaryota; Fungi; Ascomycota; Eurotiomycetes; Chaetothyriales; Herpotrichiellaceae
Product: chlorophyll synthesis pathway protein BchC
Exons: 4
Coding region: 1-1083 (360 amino acids)
Biological process (GO): butanediol biosynthetic process
Cellular component (GO): cytoplasm
Molecular function (GO): (R,R)-butanediol dehydrogenase activity
Source: RefSeq, a predicted model, not a curated record